UUGUACCACUCGGAUGGAGUAAAUCGCGAGAUAUCUGUCAAUCGAUACCAGCUACACAGAUCUGUUUAGUUUGGUGACAGUAUUUUAUUGUGUGUUCACUCACAGAUAUUUGGGUUAGCAAUAUGAAAAUCUUCGGGCUGUUGGUGCUUUCCUUUAGCACCGUGGGGAUCACUUUUGGAAUUCCAGCAAAUGAGAACCUUGAUUUCAAUUCUGAAUUCUUAAACUCAGAUUUCUGUUCGCCACUAAUCAUUGCCCACCGCGGAGCCAGCGGAUAUGUCCCCGAACACACCCUUGGUUCUUAUGCUCUCAGUAUAACCAUGGGAGCUGAUUACAUCGAACCUGAUCUGGUAAUGACGAAAGACGGGGUACUUGUGGCCCGACAUGACAACGAACUGAGUUUGACAACCGACGUCGCAAGUCGUAUUGAAUUCGCUACACGCAACCGGACUCAGACAGUGGACGGAUCUGCUAUCACCGGUUGGUUCACGGAAGAUUUUACACUGGCCGAAAUAAAAACGUUACGAGCUAGAGAACGCAUACCAGAUAUAAGAGCUGGCAACGCACGUAUGGAUGGCACCUUCUCGAUUCCUACGUUUCAAGAAAUCAUUAGUCUGGCGAAAGGUCUACAAAAAAGCCAAAAAAGAACGAUUGGAAUCUAUCCAGAAAUAAAACAUAGCACACAUUUUAAGAAACUAGGUCUGGCAAUGGAGGAGCCUGUUGUGAACAUACUCCAUAAAAACGGAUACCGUGACCCAUCCGCACCGGUUUAUAUUCAAUCGUUCGAAGUUACCAAUUUAAAAGAACUUAAAACAAAGACCAGGCUACGUUUGUUACAACUAUUCGAGAGUGAUAAAUCUCUACAGCCUUUCGACCAACUAGAACUGGGAACUAAUCUUACGUAUGGAGAAAUGGCUUCACAAGAAGGCUUGAAGGAAGUCGCCAAAUACGCACACGCAGCCGGUCCUGACAAAAGCUACAUAAUUCCCCGCGAUACAGACAAUCGAUUAGGUGCUAAGACUACAUUUGUAGACGAUGCACAUGAAGCAGGCCUUAAGGUCCAUCCGUAUACAUUUCGCGCCGAGAACGCAUUUCUACCAACGGAAUUCCGGAGUAAUGAAUCAGAAUCUAAUAGUGGAAAUUUCGAAGCUGAAUUAAGAGCGUAUUUGGAUGCAGGGAUCGAUGGUCUGUUCUCAGAUCAGCCGGACAGAGUGGCUCGUCUUCGAGGACCUUGUUUGAAAUAGUAAGACUUGAACUGGCACCGAAAUGAUAAUGGAAAAUAAA
Molecule: messenger RNA, 1281 nt
Organism: Bombyx mandarina (wild silkworm)
Lineage: Eukaryota; Metazoa; Arthropoda; Insecta; Lepidoptera; Bombycidae
Gene: Glpq
Product: glycerophosphoryl diester phosphodiesterase
Biological process (GO): lipid metabolic process
Cellular component (GO): periplasmic space
Molecular function (GO): glycerophosphodiester phosphodiesterase activity
Source: RefSeq, a predicted model, not a curated record